This is a messenger RNA of Penicillium chermesinum, 2079 nucleotides long. Its product is annotated as WD40 repeat-like protein. The coding region runs from base 1 to 2079 and encodes 692 amino acids. The transcript has 2 exons. Lineage: Eukaryota; Fungi; Ascomycota; Eurotiomycetes; Eurotiales; Aspergillaceae. The record is from RefSeq and is a predicted model, not a curated record.
AUGGCCGACACAACACCUAAAAAGAAGCGCAUGUCGCUUUUGAACAGGAUCCGAUCCACUAGAAGGUCAAAAGGCCGGGGCGACACCGACUCCAUUGCUAGUGGUCCGAGUACCCCUGAAAGAGCAGCGCGUUCUAAAUUGUCCUUCGAGUCUCAUCCUGACUCUUCUAUCGUUGACCUGUCGCCGUCUCUGGCAAACAGCUAUGAUGUGAUCUCUGUCCCUAAGGUCUCGGCGAUUAAUAUCCACCCGGAGAAACUAUGGGAUCAUGCGUACGAUCGGCUUAGAUCUGAUCAAUUUGAGCUGGUUGAUCUCUACGAGAAGCUACUCUCGGUUCGGUUGGACAUCUCUCAUGAUGCGAGUGACUACAGCGGCAGAAACAUCAUUAGCCAGGACCGGGGGCAAAGACAGCCCCAGAUGGAGCGCCUCCUGCAGGAUUCUUUGAACAGAUUGGCGGAUCAUUCUACCACGCAGGGAAAUACGCUUAAUGCUAUUGAUAUUGUUCUUUCGCUCAAAUCUGCUAUUGAUUCCGAAUUGAAGCCUGUUCCCAUCCCUGCUGUGGCUACGACUGGAUUAUGCGUGGCCCUGCAGCUUGUCUUGGAUUCUACAGACGGGUCUGCUUUGAACCAAGAUGGUAUCACGAUCGUGAUCUCCAAAUUGAAGAGGUAUUCCGUCCUCUCAGCCUAUGUUCAACCACAGGAUACCAAAAGCGAUGAACAGGCGAAGCUCCGAAGUGAACUAGCAGAAAGCAUUCUAGACCUCUACCAAGCCGUUCUGGAAUACGCCAUCAAAACAGUCUGCUCUAAGGGGCACAGCCUAGUUCUGGUUGAAUCAAAGGGUCUUGUUAACUUGGACAACUGGAUCGCAAGCUUAGACCAGAUAGAGCAGUUCGAGGCCGCAGUACAGAAGGCUCUCGAAGAAAUUGGCGAGGGUAAAGAAAUCUCAAACUCGGGAACAUUCGGUGAUUUGAAGGUUUCUACAAAGGAGCGUGAAUUCUUAAACGCGUUUUACGUGAGAGACAUGGCGAAGGAGAUGGCCUCUAUUCAGCAGAGAGAUCCGUUGCUUCCUGAAUCAUCCAGAUGGGCUUUGAAUACAAAAGAAUAUGCUGCGUAUGUUAACUGGCACCCCAACAACAACAAGGGACUUCUCUGGGUCAGAGGAGAUGCCGGGAAAGGGAAGACCAUGGUGACCAUGGGCAUUGUGCAAGAUCUUACGAAACAGCUACAGACCCACUUCGACGAGCCUGGUCUUUCUUAUUUCUUUUCUCGCACCGCCGAUAGUGAGAAAAACUCAUCCACUUCGGUCCUCAGAAGCUUAAUAUGGAUGCUUCUGCGGCAGAAGGGUGACCUCCUAAGAAAACUGUCGGCAAAGUUUGAUGAGAUCGGCCAUGAAUCACUCAAUGAGCCAAGUGCAUUUGAUAAGCUGAAGGAGAUCUUCCUUGCGAUUCUCAAGGAGAAAGAAUUCGGGAGAAUCUAUUUGGUGAUCGAUGCGCUCAACGAAUGCAGCUUGGGAUUAUCACAACUCCUUCAGCUUGUUGCGGAAACAUCAAUCAAUCCAAAAGUGAAGUGGAUUCUCUCGAGUCGAAACGAGGAGUCUAUUGAAGAAGGGCUUAGUGACGUUCAGACUGGUCUGGAGUUACCACUUGAGUCACAUGCUCAACAUGUCUCCCAGGCCAUUGGCUCCUACAUCGACAAAAAGAUCUCGGAUCUAAAUGACCAGUACAAGAAAGAGUUCGAAAAGGCUGGGAAAUCUCCCCAAGAAGUGGAGCAGCUCCAAGAAGCCUUUUCGAUGGCCCGCAAUGAGAUUCAUCGCAGAGCGGAUGGGACUUUUCUCUUCGCAGCUCAAGCUUCCAAGGAAAUUCAAGGCUGCGAAGCAAACGAGAUCAUUGGAAGGUUGCAGGCUUUAUCGGUCCCCAAUCCACCCGAAGGCAAGACGAAUGAUUCCGAUAAGAGACCGCAGGCAGUCUUUCAGCGGAAAAACUCUGCAAUAGCCGCUUCGGUUUCGAAGAUCUUCUUAGUCUUGGGAAUCAUCCUGUUUCUCGUUGAAUAUCGCUCAGUUUUUACCUCUGUUUUCCAUUUCUGA